AUGUUUGCUGACAGAGCACGGUCUUACAAGAUCAAUUGGGAGUUCUCAGCCUCUAAAAGAUGUUGCUUGUGUUUCCCCUUACGAUAUGGGUUGAUCGUGUGGGGCAUUUGUUGUCUCAUUUAUAAUACUUACGACAUGUCUUCAGAUAUAAUGAAAACAAAGAAAGUGGUGUUUGAAGAACAAAUAUCAGUUAUGGAUGCCAUCGAAUUAGUGAUAGUGCUUUUGAUAUCGAUAACCAAUGUGGUGUUUGGUUUUGUCUUCAUAAUAGCUGCUUGGAAGAAAAACUGGAGACUUUUAAAGAUUUUCAUGGUGGUCAAUAUUACAGUGGUCACAGUAAGCAUACUGUUGUUCGUGAAAAGUCUUUGCGAAAUAUUGCCUACAUACUUCCGUCUCCGAAGUUCUGCCAUAGAAAGAGUUUUCAGCGACCUUAUUAUGGAGGUGGUUCUCAAAGCAUCAGCCAAGUUUGUUGUAAUAUGCUUGUUACAAUGCUACGCCAUGUUUCUUCUGUGGCAGGAAAUCAAGAAGCUGACUAAAGAAGAUUAUCAGUUCUCGUUCCACACUAAUGAAAAUAAAUGUACUUUAACGCAAGCAUACAAACUCCAUACAGAUGAAGAAGACGAAAAUGCAGGUAGAGAAAAUGUUAAAGGAGAAACAGAAGAAUUAAAAGAAGAAGGUUCUAUAAAGGAUUCAAAAGAAGAAUUAGUAAACAUUGAAUUUGGGAAUAAUCUUGAAGCUAAGUGCUUGAUAGACUAUGAAGAGAAAAUAGCUGUUGAUGCGGAAAGUUAUUUUAAUAUUUACAAUUAA
Molecule: messenger RNA, 804 nt
Organism: Spodoptera litura
Lineage: Eukaryota; Metazoa; Arthropoda; Insecta; Lepidoptera; Noctuidae
Source: RefSeq, a predicted model, not a curated record